Messenger RNA from Anolis sagrei ordinatus, 1248 nucleotides. The record is from RefSeq and is a predicted model, not a curated record. NCBI's taxonomy places the organism in Eukaryota, Metazoa, Chordata, Lepidosauria, Squamata, Anolidae.
AGGUUUACAAGACUUCCACAGUGUAUGCUACUCACAGUAUACUGUCAACAAUUCGUAUCAUUAGGGCAUCAUUCACUUUUGAAGAUAAGGAAAUAAUCGCUACCUCCAGUUCCAGGAUGGAUAAGAAAUAUUACAAGGGGAGUUCCUGCAAACGGGAGUCUGUAGCACUUACUGCUGUUGCAUUACAAGAUCACAUUUUACAUAAUCUUCAGCUCCAGAAUCUUUCAUUAGUAGAUCCUUUAAAGUUAAAUAAAAAGCAUACAUACAGACCUGUGAACAAAGAGACAGUUAAAGCAAUAGUAGAUACUGGACUGAAGAAGAAAACAAGCAAUCACCAUCAAAAGAAUGAAGAUCCAGAAAAGGAAUAUGUCCUUGAUCCAUGUCCACCACCUCUCACUUUAGCUCAAAAAUUUGGACUGGUGGAUCUCCCUGCCAAACCAUUAACUAUGGAGGAAUGGGAGCAAGUGAAACAACGAUCUAUAAAACAAGGAGAUUCUGUUCAGCCUUGUGCCAUAUGCAGAGAAGAAUUUGCACUUCAGCCACAGGUUUUGCUUUCAUGUUCUCAUGUAUUUCACAAAGCAUGCCUGAAAGCUUUUGAAAGAUUUGCAGGUAAGAAGACCUGUCCAAUGUGUAGAAAAAUCCAGUAUCAGACUCGAGUAAUUCAUGAUGGAGCACGUCUAUUUAAAAUAAAGUGUGCAACAAGAAUUCAAGCUUUCUGGCGAGGAUACAUUGUUAGAAAAUGGUAUAAAAAUCUGAGAAAAACAGUGCCGCCAAAAGAUGCCAAGCUAAGAAAAAAGUUCUUUGAGGAAAAGUUUACAGAGAUCUGCCAAAGAUUAUUGCAUUCCUAUGAUACCCACAUAGAUGAAUUCUUCUCAGAAAUUGAUUCUGAUGUAGCCACAAGCCAGACUGUGUUUCAGCAACUUGACCACGUAUUUGGUCCACACAUAAGUGAAGUUGAGUGGGAAAAGAUACAGAUGCAGGCUUUUCGCCAAGACAUUGUUGACUGCCCAAUUUGCAUUAUGCCACUGGGGCACCCUCAUCUUCAGGAUGAACUCUCCCAUGACAGCGGCCCAUCAUAUCUCCGUCAGACUGUUCUGCUUUCCUGUUCUCAUAUUUUUCACUGUACUUGUCUUCAAGCAUUUGAAGAGUUUUCCUUGGGGGAAAGACCUGUAUGUCCUUUAUGCCGCUCCUGUUAUCAAAAGAAAAUUCUCACCUAAUAUUUUUUUUAAAUAUUACAUUUUCAUCCAA